AAUUAAACGGCGAAAAGGGUUUUCGAAUUAUUUUGUGAAAUGCGAUCUUCAGUUUAAUGAUAGAUGGUUGUAAAAGCUAUGACUAGACACUAACUAAAUGAAAUCAAGAUCAUAGAUGGAGGAAUCCGCAUAGUUUUACUUAAUUAAGUAACAAUGUCAGAGAUAUUUUUGCAAGAAGAUGUGCUUUCCCUUCUGGACAACAGAUUCAUUGUUAUUAUUGGAGAUUCUAUUCAGAGGGGCGUUUAUAAAGACUUGGUUUUAUUGCUCCAGAGGAAUAAGUACCUGACGGACAAAGAUCUUAGAGCUAAGGGUGAGUUUACAUUUUCUGGUGAUAAGUUGAUUGAAGGUGGACAGUAUGGUGAGAUGACAAAUGGUGUCAAGUACCGGGAAGUUCGACAGUACCAGACAGAUUAUCAUUUGAUCCGGUUCUAUUUUGUUACACGUUGCUACAACUCGUAUAUAGAGUCCAUACUGAGCGACUUGUCAAAGGAGCCUUUACCGGAUGUGGUGAUCGCAAAUUCCUGUUUGUGGGAUAUCAGUAGGUAUGGUCCAUCAUCAGUGGAGCAGUACAAGAAAAAUCUUGACACAUUGUUUAAGAGAUUUAGUGAGGAGCUGCCUAAAACAUGCCUUGUUAUGUGGAACAUGACACUCCCCAUAUCAAAGAAAGCAAGGGGCGGAGUUCUGAUCCCUGAGGUGGAGCAUCUUAACGUCAGCUUGAGACUGGAUAUUCUAGAGGCAAACUUCUAUGUUCAUAAGCUUGCAGUAGAAUAUGGGUUUGAUACAUUAGAUCUUCAUUACUAUCUGAGGCAUCAGUUACAAAGGAGGGCAGGUGAUGGUGUACAUUGGGAUAUGACGGCUCACAGGAGAAUGACAAACCUCAUUCUUACACACAUGGCCGAGGCAUGGGGGGUCAAAACACCGGGGCAUGCCAAGAGAGUGCUCCUUCAGAGGCAGCCAUUGAAAAAGACAGACAACCGUCCAAAUAGCUUCAGUCCGAAUUUCAAUUUUGGACUCGGUAAUCAGCGACAGAUCACGGAUAACAUGCCUGCUGUACCUGGUCAGUUCAUGGGGAACUACAUCAACAACAUGGUCGUCAACAACGGACUCGGUAAUAUGCAGAACAAUAGAAUGUCCUGUUACCAGACUGACCAAAUACCACAAUUGAUGAACUCAAAUUUACUGUCUCAACAGUUUGAACAUAUGCGUCAACAGAAUGCAAACGUCUUCCAGACCAAUGACAAUUUCAGUCAACAAAGACAAAGUUUUGGCGAUUUUGGGAGUCAGAUUAGGAACUCAAACUUUAGAGGUAUAGAUAUGACCGGGAUGAGGAUUCCAGAUAGUAUGGAGAUGUUCAGUCAACCAUAUGGGAAUGAGAAUUAUGAGCCGGGACUUAGAGGUCAUGGUUUUGGGAACCAGCAAGUGAGGGAGAGGAACUUGCCAUAUAGAUCUUCAAAAAGAGGACAAGAAACUGUCAAUCCAUACUCACAUGCUUAUUAGUGUGUUUUUCCAUUUUGGAAAUAGUAUUAGAACAUGUAUAAAGUAUGGUGUAUAUUUUAGUGAAGCUGUAAGCCAAAAUCCAAUGAGAUAUGAAAGUGUGUAUUUUUUAUUCUAGUCAAUCUAACAGCUAAACAAUAAGUUUAAUUGAGUUUGUCCCUUCAGUGAAGGUGAUAUGACAACAUUAGAAAUGGCCAUAACAUUUUCUUUCUAUAAGCUGAAGCUUUCAUACCUAGAAACAACAUAAAUAUGGACAACAGCAUCUUUACAUUUUGAAUUAUGACCUGGACCCGUUUGUGACAUUCGAUUUUCAACGUCAAAUAUUUCAAUUCCAGUAAUUAAUCUAACAAAUUCAUUUCCAUUUUCUGAUAAGGCCUUUGUGUUUUACCAUCCUAUAUAGGAUUCUAGUAAGAUUAUUCACAAUAAGUCUAAAUUUAUUUUGUGUAAUAAGAAUUAAUAAUUUAAAAUGGGAAUGAAUGUUGGGGGGUACUCUCUUCUUGAACAAAUUAGGAUAGUAUUUUAUGUUGCCAUUUGGUUUGUUCAUAAGACUCACUGAAGGUUACACAUAGUUUUAUCAGUUACUUUGGUAUGUAGUUACUUUGCAAAGAUAAAGUUAUACUUUCUGAUCGAGUUUUAAAGUCAAUAGGGUGAAGGUCACUGGGGUUAAAAAAAAAGAUUUUUGUUUUUAUUUAGCUAUUGUUUUGGCUACGCCAAAAAGGCUUGAACUUCUGGGACCUUUUUUUUGUCACAGAUUUUCUUCUUUAUAUAAAAUAUUGUUACUACAUGUAGUUGAAUGUGCUUUCAUUUAGGUUACUUGUAAAUUUGUAAAUACAAAUGUUUUGUUUUUUCCUUUAUUGUUUUAUAUUUUCAGACAAAAGUGAGAUUUACCUUUGAUCCUUUGUCUUAAAAUGUUUCAUUUAUUGUAAAAGAUGUCCUCUUGAUAUUGCAUUUUGUCUUUUGUUUUUUUGCUGUGAUACCAAGAUGUAUCAGAGAGAUAUAAAUCUUAUCACACUGUCUGAAACAAGGUGAAAUAUAAAGUUUUGGUACAUGUUUUAAACAGUGAAAGAAAAUGCAAUAUAGAAUACCUAAAACAUAGAGAUGAUAAAAAGUAUUGUCAUCAUGUGUCAAGAUGUUUUAGUAAACCUGAUGUAAAAUAGCAUCAUUUGGUGGAUUUUUUUUUAGUAAUGAAUGUCUUACAAUUUCAUAUGCAGUAAAUAUCUUCACUCUCAUUUGUCUGGUAUGAUAAUUGGUAUUUGUAUUUUGGUUACACAUACAAGUGUAGUUUAUUAGACACUUAAGCUACUGAAAUUUUGUAAUGGAUUUGCCUUGGUUUGAAUUUGGAAUAUCCUAUUCACAGUUUAGUCUCUUGUGGCAGAGGGGUUGACUUUACAUAUUGAGGCAUCAGGAUUGCAGCCACUGUUUAACCUUGCAAUUGAUCGUAAGAGACAACUAAAUGAGUUCAAAUUACUGGAGUUUUGUGCAUCUCCAGCAGGUGAGGUGGUUUUGACAACUAGUGUUGCUUCAAGUCGUAACACCUGAGGUUAGCCAAAAUCAUCUUUGGAAACAAAUAUAAAAAUUACAAGAAACAAGAAUUCAGUAUUAAAGAUACAAAAUUUUAGCUGCCUACAGGAUAUACAACAAAACCUGGUCAGAUUGCAAUGAUGUUGUGAUCGGCCUGACUCUACAUUGGUGUCAAAUGUUAAAACACUUUCAGUUCAUUUAGGUUAAUGGUUUUAGAAGAUAUUAAGCAUUUCGUGUUCUAAUUAUUUCAUUGAGAAAGUGGGAAUAUAACUAAAUUUGUGUACUCUGGUUUAUAAAUUGUGUAAAUAUGUUAAUACUGUUAUUUGUUGUGUUCUAUUCUUUCCUUUGAUUAAUAAGUAUUAAGUUUUCUUCCUUUUUAUCCAUUUUUGGUGCUAUUCAUAUACAUGUAUGUAUAAUUAUGGUAAUAAUUUUUAGGGACCAAGAAUUGUCAUUGUAAACAAUAAAGUUAUCUUUACUUUAGAAAAAUAGCAGUUCUAAUCCAUGGUUGAUUAAGUUGAUUUUUUUGAAUAUGCAUGCAAGUAUUAGGGCUAUUUCUCAAGCUUCUAUUAAUGGAUAAUAUUCAAACUUCUCACUUGCAUUUCAGUACUGACACAUACUAAGGGAAUUAAUUUGUGUAACUCAAAGCUGUGUAUAGUUAGAGUUAUGGCCCUUGAAAAAUUUAAACUUUGCAGUCAGGUUAAAGUUUUAUAUACAAGUUCUAAUCACAUAACCACAGAAAGAACUUCAUACAUGUAUUGUUAUCAUAUUGUAGGUCUCUGAUCAAAACACCUAAAUCAAGCAUGGAUUUCUCUAUAUGAAAUUAGAAAAUUCCUUCUUUAAGAAAUGCAUGUUAUAACUAUAUCAUUAAUUAUUUCCUUGAAACCUCUGAAGUUUCUUUUUCAAAAUGAUUGUAGCUUACUGACCAAGACACUAGCAUUUACCAUUUUCAGCUUACAACAAUAUUUUUGCUUUGCUCUUGUUUUAUAAGAAUACAUGUAGUUAAACAGGAUGUCGUAUGAUAGCUUAUGUUUUUGUAAAAAUUAGUUAUUCAUCUCUUGAGCAAGGCAUGUCACUUAAAUAAACAACACAAAUUGUUUACAUUAGAAAUUGAUAAUAAUUUAUAUAACAUAUUUAGAUUUUAUUCCAUGAUUUUGUUGAAAUUUUAUUUGCCAAAUUGAGAUUAAUAUUAUUUUGUUAUUUUGAUAAAGGCCAAAAAUUAAAUGCAUAAAAAAUACACUAGAGACUAUUCAGUAUAAUUAUGUUGAUAUUUUUGAAAUUAUUCUAGUCAUUCUAAAAGGUUUAACUGACCUUGACCUUUAAAUGACCUUGACUGUCAAGGUCAAAUUGUUGAAUUUGGUUAAAUUGUCCAACUUUUGUUAUUUUUGUACAGUUUGAUACAUAUAAACACGUAGUCAUUAUGUCAUUUUUACACUUAUUUUUGUACCUUGAAAAUGUUCAAAAAGACAUUAAUAUAUAGAUGCUGUUGAUAAAAGCAAUGCCACUUAUUAGUCACUAAUUCAAAUUAGUUAAGAUCCCUAGUCUCAUAAACAAAGUCACAAGUUUAAACAGUAUGGCCACUGAAAUGUCAAGAUUCCCAGUUUUAUAAAUAUAGCAGCAAUUUUAUAUAAAAUAAAUAUAAUCACAAUUUUAUAUGAAAAGAUCUUUUGCUUCAUGAACAAAGUCACAAGUUUAAAUAGCAUGAUUUUGAAUAGAACUGAAGUAGAUCUUAGUAGGAACUCUAGUUUAAUAAAUAAGUUUUGUUACAAGAUCCUCAGUUUAAUAAACAAUGUUAAGUACUAAGAUUUCCACUUAAAUAAACAAAGUUAAGUAGCAAGAAUAAACAAAGUUAAGUACAUGACUAAGCAAGAACUCCACUUUAAUAAACAAAGUUAAGUAGCAAGAUCUCCAAUUCAAUAAACAAAGUUAAGAAGCAAGAAUAAACAAAGAUAAGUAGCAAGAAUAAACAAAGUUAAGUAGCAAGGACCCCAGUUCAGUGAACAAAGUUAAAUAGCAAGAACCCCAGAUCUGUAAACAAAGUUAAGUAGCAAGACCCCCAGUUUCAUUAACAAAGGAGCAAGAAAGAGCAAUGUGAAUUAUUUAAAGGGCGCAGCAAUUUGAAAAAAUAAAUGGGAUCGGGUUAUAAUGGAGAAAGAUGUUAAGUAAAAAAUGCAAGAUCUCCAGUUCCAUGAACAAAGCCUCGUAGUAAGAUUAUGGUCAUAGAAUUAAUAAUAUAAGGUAGUUUUUUAGUUUAAGGUCUUUUAUAAUAGAGUUAUUAUUACUUGUAAUAAUAAAAUGUUAACAUGAAACAUUUUGAGGUGUAAAUAUUUUGAUCCAUUCUGUAUUUUAGACAUUAUUUUUUGUAGUUUAAUUUGCAAGUUUACUUGAUUACUGUUCUUGUUGUGUCAUAUAAUAUUGCUGUGUGGCAACAAAGACAUGAUAUUUUCAGUUAAUAUUUUGCCAGAUCACUUGAGCUAAACUCUCAUUGUGAGCUAUUGUAAUUGCUCUCUGUCUGUUGCUAUGUGUUGACAACAAUUUCUUGAAACAACUUUUUCUCUGAAACUAAUAACUGGAUUUUGACCAAACUUCAAAGUGAUGACAUUUGGCUGGUCCCCUAUCAAAGUUGUUUAAAUGGUUCAGAUGGGUUUUAUAAGAAGGUCACCAGGCCUCAAAGAAGAGGUUUUUAAGAUUUUAAAAAAUCAAAAACAUUUCUGUUUUAAAGUACAAGGUUCGGUGCUUGACAUGUGGAAAUUUUCCUCAUACAUUGGUUAUAUACUGUAUAUAUAGUGAAAACUUAAAUUUUUUCUUUUCCUAAACCACUGGGGCUAGAGCUUAGAUAUUUGGCAUGACACAUUGUCUAGCAGACCUCUACCAAGAUUAUUGUCAUUUGGUAUUUGGGCAUCAGACAUCGUCUAGUUGACCUCUAUCAAGAUUUUCAAAUAUUUGUUCUAUGGUCAAAAUUUGCUCAUCACUAAUGUGUCAAGGGUUUUUCCUGUAUGUAUUUAGUAAAAAACUUCUUUUCUGGAACACAAAAUGCUGGAAUUAAAAUAUUGGGCCUGCAUACUGUAGUGAUCUUUUAGGUGAGUUGUUCAAAUAUAAUGCACUAGGGGUUAAAAUAUGCCACGUUCUUGGGGUCAUUAAUGUUACAUAGACAAGAAAAGAGAGAAAAAAUCUAUCUUCAUUAUCUUUUCUGUUGUAUUUGUAAUACAAUAUCAGUCUUUCAUGUCAGACAGUCCUGUUAACUCUGAAAGUUUACUUGACAUUGUUUUAGUUUACAUGUCCUCAGGUGAGCGACUUGGAGUCAUAGGCCCACCUUGUUUAUAUUUCUAGUUGUAAUAAGUUUGUUCAUAUGUUCAAAAUAAAAUGUUGAAUUGUUAAA
Ruditapes philippinarum (Manila clam) is the source of this 6391-nucleotide messenger RNA. Its product is annotated as PC-esterase domain-containing protein 1A-like. The record is from RefSeq and is a predicted model, not a curated record. Bases 154 to 1497 code for a protein of 447 amino acids. The transcript is spliced from 8 exons. Lineage: Eukaryota; Metazoa; Mollusca; Bivalvia; Venerida; Veneridae.